AUAGUCGAUGUCCUCGACACACCAACCGCGGGUCUUUCCCUGCAUUUCGACUCUCUAGCUGACAAGAUCGAGUCCUCGAAGAAGAAAAACCGGAGAACCCUGGUGCACUGCUUUGCAGGGAUCAGUCGGUCUGCCACCAUCUGCAUGGUAUACUUGAUGAAGUAUCAAAACCUGACCCUGAAACAGGCGUAUCAGCGAGUCAAGAGCUGCAGGAAGGAGAUCCGACCCAACGUGGGCUUCUUCCGGCAGAUGAUUGAAUUCGAGAUCAGCUUAUUCGGCAAAAGCACGGUGGAGAUGAUCCCGAAUCCUUCUGCCAAUCCUGCUGGAAGACAUUGCAAUGAAGCUGUCGACGAGAUUCCAGGUAUGCAAUAA
Messenger RNA from Notodromas monacha, 372 nucleotides. Lineage: Eukaryota; Metazoa; Arthropoda; Ostracoda; Podocopida; Cyprididae. The record is from the annotation of a GenBank genome assembly.